Molecule: messenger RNA, 1905 nt
Organism: Cotesia glomerata
Lineage: Eukaryota; Metazoa; Arthropoda; Insecta; Hymenoptera; Braconidae
Product: ATP-dependent DNA helicase PIF1-like
Exons: 1
Coding region: 1-1905 (634 amino acids)
Biological process (GO): DNA repair; telomere maintenance
Molecular function (GO): DNA helicase activity
Source: RefSeq, a predicted model, not a curated record
AUGAGCCUUACAGAAUUUGCAAUGUUGUUUGAACCAUUCUAUCCGAAAAAAGUAAGCGAGACUGAAGAAAGUAUUGAUCAUGAUGCGUAUGAGGAACAUCCAAACACACGUCGCCAAUUUAUCACGUUGUUGGAUAAGAGCAAAAUGGUUGUGAGGAAUGUUCCCGCAGUUGUGAGGGUACCAUACUUUAUAGCGGCAUCAGAUCCAGAAAACUUUUUCUACAGUUUACUUAUUCAAUACAUGCCUUACCGUUCGGAAACUGAACUACUGGAAGGUUUUAAUAAUUCCAAAGAGGCCUUCUUAAACCGAGAGGAUCGUUUGAAGGAAAUGAGUAGUCAUAUGCGCCAAUUUCGAGAACGAGAUCAACAGCUUGAAAACGCAUUCAAUCAAAUACGUGCGUUUGAAAUUUUAGAGCAGCCAGAGAUUAUCGACCCUGAAGCUGAGGAAGAAGAAAUACCAGAGAUAGAAAUGAGCAAUGAACAAUUCCAGAGAGCACAGCAGGCUAUGAAUAUUGAUCAAAAACAAUUGUUCGUCGCCAUUACAGAGAGUAUCAAAAAUCAGCUUAACGGUGACACUAGGCGAGAGAAAAUUUUUGUAACUGGUGGAGCAGGCACCGGAAAAACUUUUCUUUUUAAUCUUUUGAAAAACCAAGUUAACCGAUGUUAUGGAAAAUCGGUUGUAAAAAUUGGUGCUCUCACUGGAGUUGCAGCACGGUUGGUCGGUGGAACUACACUACAUCGUCUGCUAAAACUACCAGUACAAAAAGAUGGAGUUAUUGUAAGCAUGCCGCUUCUAACUGGUAAUUACUUGAGAGGGAUGCGCCUAUUAUGGCAAAAUGUUGAGUUCUUGUUCAUAGAUGAAAUUUCUAUGGUACCUUAUGAGAUGCUGUGCAUGAUCGACUCUCGUUUGCGUCAACUAAAAAGCCGGGACGCUUGUUUUGGAGGCAUAAAUGUUUUACUCUUUGGUGAUCUAAUGCAGUUACCACCUGUCCGAGGACAUCAAGUAUUACAACAACCAGAGCACAUGAAACCUGCUACACAUUUAUGGCGGCUAUUCCGCCUGGUUAAACUCAAACAAAAUAUGCGCCAACAAGGAGACACAACGUUUAUAGAUGUGCUUAACGCCCUAAGAGUUGGAGAAUUAACAUCUAAGCAUAUGGAAGUUCUUUUAAGUAAAGUGUCAACAGAUGCUACUGAUGAAUUUUCGAUCGAGAGAGCUUUGAGAAUAUAUCCAACAAAUGACCAAGUUGCUAGACACAACGAAAAAGUUCUCCAGAGUUUUGAGGAUAAAGGGACUACGAUUUAUACAAUUAAUGCACAAGACCAACUCAUCGAUGCUACACGAAAUUUAGGUGAUACAAGUUUAGACUCUGUUAUACCUAAUGAUAUCAAUAAAACAGGAGGUCUUCCUAAAGUAUUGAAAAUAUUUGUAGGAGCUAAAGUGAUGUUAAGGUCGAACAUUGAUGUGUCAAAGGGUUUAGUGAAUGGCAACAUGGGCUUCAUUACCGAAAUUAUAUGGCCUAAUUUUCGCAGGGACCAAGUAUACGCGGAAGACAUCCCGUCAGUCCGUAUUGAUUUCGGUUCAGAUGGUGUCCACGUAAUUAAGCCAAUAUCAAUACAAUUUCCAGCAAAGUACAGCUAUGGAACUGCUGAGAGACGAAUGUUACCGCUAAUCCUGAGUUGGGCAUCGACCGUUCAUAAGAUGCAAGGCUGUACAGUUGAUCAUACAGUCAUUUAUCUGGGCUCUCGGCUGUUUGCUGCGGGACAAGCAUACGUAGCACUCAGCCGAUGCAGAUCUUUGGACGGGAUUCGAAUUGAGGACCUUGAUUGCUCCAAGUUGACGGGUAAAACCCUAUGUAACAGCGAAGCAUUAGAUGAAAUGGAACGACUAAGAAAUAAUUCAUAA